Pyricularia grisea is the source of this 1844-nucleotide messenger RNA. RefSeq lists its product as uncharacterized. Gene Ontology annotation, biological process: cyanide catabolic process. The record is from RefSeq and is a predicted model, not a curated record. Gene Ontology annotation, molecular function: cyanide hydratase activity. Lineage: Eukaryota; Fungi; Ascomycota; Sordariomycetes; Magnaporthales; Pyriculariaceae. The transcript is spliced from 4 exons. Bases 312 to 1382 code for a protein of 356 amino acids.
CCCCCCGCAAGCUUCGGGGUUUGGUAAACACAGAAUAACCGAGAUUUUCAGUUUUCGAAUAGGAUACGGUCUUUGAUAGUGACAAGUCUGGGCUUGCAUCUUGUCCCGAGACAAGUCCGAAAAUGGCCUCACAGUCGAUUUGUGUCCAUAAUCAAACCAUUCUGGUGAAGUGACAAGUAUAUAAAGAAGGAAAGAUUCUAUAGCUCAUGGGAAGUUUGGAGAUUACUGUUCUCAGCUUCGAAAUCAGAAUAUCAGACAAAGAUCCUAUCGUUGAGAUUUAGAAAACCGAGUCUCUCAUCAAUAUAUUCAAGAUGUCCAUCACCAAGUACAAGGCAGCUGCUGUAACCUCGGAGCCGGGAUGGUUCGAUCUCGAAGCUGGCGUUCAGAAGACAAUCAAUUUCAUCAAUGAGGCCGGCCAAGCGGGAGCCAAGCUUGUUGCCUUUCCCGAAGUCUGGAUCCCCGGCUACCCGUACUGGAUGUGGAAAGUCAACUACCUGCAGAGCCUCCCAAUGCUCAAGGCCUACCGAGAAAACUCUCUCAAGGUUGACUCGGACGAGAUGCGCCGCAUCCGGCGUGCGGCCCGCGACAACAACAUAUAUGUCUCACUGGGUUUCUCUGAGAUCGAUCACGCAACCCUGUACCUGGCGCAGGUGCUGAUAGGGCCGGACGGCGUGGUUCUCAACCACCGGCGCAAGAUCAAGCCAACGCAUGUCGAGAAGCUAGUGUAUGGCGAUGGCUCCGGUGAUAGCUUCAUGCCCGUUACACAAACAACACUCGGUCGUGUCGGUCAGCUCAACUGCUGGGAGAACAUGAAUCCGUUCCUCAAGUCGCUGAGCGUGGCGUCGGGCGUGCAGGUCCAUGUCGCAGCGUGGCCUGUAUAUCCUGGUGUCGAGCGUCAAGUUGCACCGGACCCAGCGACCAACUAUGCCGAUACGGCCUCCGAUCUUGUGACACCGGCAUUUGCCAUCGAGACGGGAUCAUGGGUGCUGGCUCCAUUCCAGCGUCUCAGCGUCGAGGGACUUAAGAAGACUACGCCGGAGGGAGUCGAGCCCGAGACGGAUCCGACGCCGUACAACGGUCAUGCGCGCAUCUACAAGCCCGACGGCAGCCUGGCGGUGCCCAAACCCGAUAAAGACUUUGAUGGUCUGAUGUUUGUCGACAUUGACCUGAACGAGACUCAUUUGACCAAAGUCAUUGCCGACUUUGCUGGCCAUUACAUGAGGAGCGAUCUGAUUCGUCUGCUCGUCGACACCCGUCGCAAAGAGCUCAUUACUGAAGCGGAUCCACAGGGAGGGAUCAAGUCUUAUAGCACUAGGACUCGAUUGGGUCUGGACAAGGCUUUGGAUGACGACGUUGAGGAAGACACGGAGCGGACCGUUUGAGUGGGAAGAAAAAGAAAGAAAGAGAGAGUGCAAGCGUUGCCUUCCGUGUGAAAUUUUGUUUCUUGAUCUCUACCAAAUUAAAUCUCCCCUCAUUACCUUACCUACGUUAAAAAUUCUCCAUACGUUGGUUGAUUGAUUCCAGCCGCCGCUUCCCCAUACCCCUCAACUCAGCACCGUCAUGCCAAAAAAAGAGGCGGGACUAACGAACACCUUUUUACUUUUAACCCGCAACUAGCCCCACCCAAUACCAGCAUUGUGAACAUAACAAAAAUUAUUUUCGAUUUCUACGGCUAUACGCGUAAUUUAACGUAAGUUUAUAUGUGGUAAUUCCGGUGUUAAAACGCAGGGCCCAGUUAAACCGGUCGGCCGACCAUGUAGAAUUUUACCAAAUAAAUUAAAUUGCGUAAUUGUUUUAAUUUUGACUUUUAUUGUACUUUUUAAUAUAGUCAUGUUUACAGACGA